UCAUCAUCAUCAUCACCUUCAUCAUCUUCAUCAUCAUCACCUUCAUCCUCUUCCUCCUCCACCAGCCUCCUGUUCUCCUGUUCUUCUUCUGUUCUCCACCUGUUCUCCUAUGUUCCUCCUGCAGACUGCGGCGGUGAGAUGAAGUUGAAUGUGUUCUUGUGGGUCGUGGUUCUGGUCGGUUCCUUCCUCCCUCGCUGUGCUGACGGCCGACCCUUCAACGGUUCCACCGGCCGCCUCCUCGGACCGCUGCUCCUCCUGGGGGAGAAGUUCUCCCUGCUGGGCGGAGGAGGAGCAGUUCCGAGGUUCCUCCCUGCUUCUUCGGCAGAGAACCGGGUUCUGCUGCGGGCGGAGCAGAAGGUGAGGAGGUCCGAGGAGCCGCCCAUCUCUCUGGACCUGACGUUCCACCUGCUGCGGGAGGUUCUGGAGAUGGCCCGGGCCGAGCAGAUGGUCCAGCAGGCCGACAGCAACCGCAGGAUGAUGGACACCUUUGGAAGGAGAAGGAACGUUCUCUAGAACCUCCAGCUGGUUCCACAGAAACAAACACCAUAAAUAACCAUGGUUCUGUGUUCUCCAAUGUUCUCCAGCUUCAGUAGAUAAAUUAGACACUUUCUAACAAAUAAUUACAGAAAAAUAGAAUCUAAUUUAUUUAGUUAGAAUAAAGCCGAUGUAAUUAAUAAUAAAAUAAAUAAAGGCUUA
Messenger RNA from Amphiprion ocellaris (clown anemonefish), 696 nucleotides. Its product is annotated as urocortin-like. The record is from RefSeq and is a predicted model, not a curated record. Gene Ontology annotation, cellular component: extracellular region. The annotation marks the transcript as partial. Gene Ontology annotation, molecular function: hormone activity. NCBI's taxonomy places the organism in Eukaryota, Metazoa, Chordata, Actinopteri, Pomacentridae. The transcript has 2 exons.